AUGUUUGGUACCUCUUUUGACCUAGUCCCUCGGUAUUUCAGCAUUCCAGCCGAAAUUCAGCUAGACUCUAAAACGCUCGACCCCAAUAACGCGGAUGGUCCCUUCGUUCUUGGUGCCCUUCUUGAAUCUCUUGCAUACCCUUUCGGGGCCCUCAAUGAGGGGCCUCAUCGCGUCGAAGUACCAGAUGACCAUGUGGACAAGUUCUCUCGGGGCGCCGACGAUGGAUUCAAGGCUUAUUCUAGGGCUGAGCAUGAAAACCCUUGGAUCCUUUUCAAUUACUCUGUAUCGUCUGAACUAAAUGUCACGUGCAAUAUAUUGGAGACAAAGUGUUUCGAUCCCGAGGAUAUUGACGAAUACAUUGGCCGAUCCUUAGAUUCUGAGCCGAUCAAGAAGUGGCUCGAUGGAAAGAAGCGGGCAGAGCUUUACAUGAUCACCGGUUUUCAGGUGGCUAAGGGCCUUCGGGCUACCGCCACGACGAAGGUGAGACUGGGCUCGAGAUUUGGUUCUAUUGUGAAAGAGGAUGAACAGGAAGUCAUGCCAAGGAUGCGCAACGACGUCAUUGUUUCGUAUCGGGCUACAAAGUAUACCCUCUCUCGUCGCAGCCUCCUUAAUCGUUGGACGUCUCGAGAUCUGGAACACGGCGAUUGGACGAUUCGGUCUGAGCCCGUCCUUGUAGGAGAUGACUAUGAGACGGCCAUCAAAAAGCUCAAGGAGGUCGUUCCUAUUAUGAGAGGAUUGUGA
Molecule: messenger RNA, 741 nt
Organism: Clonostachys solani
Lineage: Eukaryota; Fungi; Ascomycota; Sordariomycetes; Hypocreales; Bionectriaceae
Source: the annotation of a GenBank genome assembly